Myxocyprinus asiaticus (Chinese sucker) is the source of this 2389-nucleotide messenger RNA. It is a transcript of the gene desi1b, whose product is annotated as desumoylating isopeptidase 1b. The record is from RefSeq and is a predicted model, not a curated record. The coding region runs from base 273 to 776 and encodes 167 amino acids. The transcript has 6 exons. Gene Ontology annotation, biological process: protein modification by small protein removal. Gene Ontology annotation, molecular function: peptidase activity. Lineage: Eukaryota; Metazoa; Chordata; Actinopteri; Cypriniformes; Catostomidae.
GAAUAAGCAAUUUGUCAUGACAUCAAAUAUUUGACUCACUGUGACUAAGCGGAACAACACAAAUGUCGUUUGCUUUUUCUUGAAAGAAUUUAAACUCGCAAUGAAUGCGAGUUUUGUUUUUUGCCUAUCUUGAUUAUCUUAAAUGUGAGUCAGCAGAACUGUGAAGUCUGUUUUUUUCGAGUUAAGUAAGCGCGAGAGAUUCAAGCUAAUCUUUAGUUAGCUAGCCGUUGCGUCGGUUCUCUGCGGGUUCAGGUUUUUCUUAAGCUGUAACUAUGGCUGAUGACAGCUCCUAUAACGUGAAGUUGUACAUUUACGACAUGUCAAAAGGACUGGCCCGUCAACUCAGUCCUAUGAUGCUGGGAAGGCAACUCGAGGGAAUAUGGCACACCUCUAUAGUGGCUUAUGGGGAAGAGUUUUUCUUUGGAGGAGUGGGCAUUUCAAGUUGCCAUCCGGGUGGCACAAUUUUAGGCAUGCCUGAUUCCACUGUGGAUCUUGGAAACACAGAAGUUCCUCGAGACCUCUUUCUUGAAUAUCUCUCUGCUCUCAGUGAGUCAACAUAUAGACCUGACAAAUACCACCUUUUUGAACACAACUGCAACAACUUCAGUUGCGAGGUGGCCCAGUUCUUAACUGGAGCUAAGAUUCCCUCAUACAUCACUGACCUCCCAUCUGAGGUGCUCGCAACACCUUUUGGCCAAGCACUCCGUCCUUUUCUUGAUUCCGUCACCAUCACUCCAUCUGGGAGCAAUGGCAUGAAUGGAUUUGGCCAGAGGUAGAUCUGGUUGCAUCUAAGAAUUUAAAACUAAAACAGCCAUGAAGCUUGUGCAGCAGAUUUACAGGAUUAUUAGUUUAGCCAUUGUGCUUUUUCAGUUAAAGAGAACAGUGUAAACAAAUAUCACAUAUUUUAAAACAUGUCUUCCAGAUUUCCUUCUCAGUGCCUAAUAAUAAGGUGAUGGGAGUUUUUCCUCUUGAACUGUUUAAUAUUCCCUUCAGUGAUAUGCAGUGCAGACAGAAGGAUCAGACACUGUUAGUUUGUUUAUGACACAUUGUUACCACUCAAGUUUUCAAAUACAAUUUAAAAAUGUUAGCAAAAGUAACCAACAGUGAAAUAGGAAAAGGUUAUCUAAGGUAUAAACCAAAUCUAACAGUAUAUUUAAUUAAAUUGCAAGUAACAUUACAUUUUUUAGCAUAAGCAUCCAAAAGUAAUGAAUUGUCUGUUUACACUCAUCUGUGGAAUUUUGACUGACAUCUUAAAUUGAUAAAAUGUAGCCUAAUGAAAUUGUAGCAAGAUUCCCUUUAUCAGACUGCAGGUGUCUCUGCCCUACCUCAGUAAGAUCUGUCAUGCCUUGUGUUGAUUUUAAGGGCUUUUAUUUGUUAGUUUUGUGAAACUCAAGUACAGUUAUCAGACAUUGGUUAAAUGCUAAACUUAAAUGAUUGAAAAAUAUGAAUAUUUAUAAACAAACUGAAAAAUAGUUCAUUGGAUGCACGUUAUAUAAAAUAUCCUAUGGUUAUUAAUACUGAUUUGAAGAAUUGAAUGUCAUUUAGUGUUCUUUGUUUAUGUGUAAAAUAAUUAGACAAUUCAUACUCCUUUAUUGUUAUUAGAGAUCAUGCACAACUCAUUUUCAGAUGUCACUUUUACCUCCUAGUCCUUUGCUUCCUUUGUACUUUGCUGAUUGCUGAUUAUUGACUUUUGUGUUUUAACUGUUUAUCUAAACCUUACCUUACUCAGAACUACCUAAUAUCAAUCCUAGAUUGCCUUGAAUAUAUGCUCCAGAGGGUUUUAGAGGGUCACUGACAUUACAGGAAGCACAAUAACAAGCCAGAAUUGUGUCAUGAAGAUUAGGCUAAUGAAUGCUUUAUAAAAUGUGUAAGUAACACCAGCACACAUGGACCCAGAAGGACAGCUGUAAUCUUGUGACUCAUGUCUAUUUUCUACAUUUGUUACUCUGGGUGCAAAUUUAAGAGGAGUGGGGCAGACCACACACAUUAAAUUGUUAUAUAACCAAUAUAUAACCAGCAGUAUACAGUAUAAAUUAUAAUCUCUCUAAAUGGUCCAACGGUAAAUUGUCUUAAAUUUGUUAAGUCCAUAUAGGACCAUUGUUAUCCUAUAUCAUCUUAGAGAGGGCCUAAUGGAUAAAUUGCACUCACAGUGCCAAUUAGCAGUUAUUUUUUUAUAUUUAAUCUGACCAAUUUAAAAAAUAUGGGCACAAUUUGUAACAUGAGAUUUUCAAUGUAAUAAACAUUCAUAGUAUUACAUUUCACAGUAUGAUUUGUUUAUCAAGUUCAGGUUAUGCUGCCUGACAUGUCUUAUUCUGUGCUUCUGUAAAUAUUAGUAAGAGCUCUUAAUUACUUUCUUCCUCAAAUAAAAGUAAUGUGUCUGUAUAUAGAA